ACACUCACUCAACUCACGCUUGUUAUAUUGGAUUUUCCGGUUGAAGUGUGAGUGUGUGCACCCGAAUUGUUAGCGGAAACAUGAUGGCUACGUAUUUGCGAGUACCCGCAGUUCCCACUUCGAUUCCCACUUCAUCUUCUUCCUCAAACUCUCAACAAUCCCUUCCUUCCAGAAGAAGAUGCAGAAAUCUCAGGUCAUUUUGCUCCGUUAACGCUACAAGAGCCAAAAUUCCCACACCCCAUCUCAACCCUAAUGACCCCUUUCUCUCCAAGCUCGCUUCCGUCGCCGCCUCUUCCCCCGAAAUGCUCCUCAACCGCCCCGUCAACUCCGAUACCCCUCCUUAUCUCGAUAUCUUCGAUUCGCCAACUCUCAUGGCUACUCCCGCUCAAGUGGAGAGGUCUGUUUCAUACAACGAACACCGGCCCAGAAGGCCACCGCCUGACCUGCCUUCCCUGCUUCUCCAUGGUAGAAUUGUUUACAUUGGAAUGCCUUUGGUGCCGGCUGUUACAGAGCUUAUUGUUGCAGAGUUGAUGUACCUGCAGUGGAUGGAUCCUAAAGAACCGAUAUAUAUUUACAUAAAUUCCACUGGGACUACACGAGAUGAUGGAGAAACGGUAGGGAUGGAGACAGAAGGUUUUGCCAUCUAUGAUGCAAUGAUGCAGUUAAAAAAUGAGAUACACACAGUGGCAGUUGGAGCUGCUAUAGGUCAAGCCUGUCUGUUACUUGCAGCAGGGACUCAGGGUAAACGCUUUAUGAUGCCACAUGCAAAAGCCAUGAUUCAGCAGCCCCGUAUUCCAUCAUCUGGGUUAAUGCCUGCGAGUGAUGUUCUUAUUCGUGCAAAGGAGGUGAUAAUAAACAGGGACACUCUGGUUAAGCUACUUUCCAAACACACAGGAAAUGCAGAGGAAACAGUAGCUAACGUGAUGAAGAGACCGUAUUAUAUGGAUUCAACAAGGGCUAAGGAAUUUGGGGUCAUUGACAAAAUUCUUUGGCGUGGCCAGGAGAAAGUUAUGGCUGAUGUUGCUGCUCCAGAGGAAUGGGACAAGGGUGCUGGCAUUAAAGUUGUGGAUGGAUUUUAGCUCCUCUUUUAUGGAUAUAUCUCUUGUCAAUGUCAUAUCUUUAGAGCGCUGGUACCAUGUAAAAGAAUGGUUGUCUAUGGGUCCUAGAAAUGCUCCAUAGCUAAUCACUGAAAUAUGAACUGCAGAGUGAUGCAGAUUUUCCUUACAAUGGAAAAAAAAAGCUAGAGUGAUAGUUCAUCCAUGUGGGGGUAUAUACUAUGUAGUGUUUGGUUCGGAUAAUUAGUCAACCAUUGAUUUCGCACCGGCUCCUUACAUAGGAAUUGAUAUUUUCUCUUACACAAUCUAAUGACAGAAUACAUGGACAGUUUGUAAUCUUAGUUUUAAUGUCUAUCAAUCAGAGAUGAGCUAAAAGUUUAUCACUGCAAA
Molecule: messenger RNA, 1445 nt
Organism: Lotus japonicus
Lineage: Eukaryota; Viridiplantae; Streptophyta; Magnoliopsida; Fabales; Fabaceae
Product: ATP-dependent Clp protease proteolytic subunit-related protein 3, chloroplastic
Exons: 10
Coding region: 81-1079 (332 amino acids)
Biological process (GO): protein quality control for misfolded or incompletely synthesized proteins
Cellular component (GO): endopeptidase Clp complex
Molecular function (GO): ATP-dependent peptidase activity; serine-type endopeptidase activity; ATPase binding
Source: RefSeq, a predicted model, not a curated record